Molecule: messenger RNA, 348 nt
Organism: Dentiscutata erythropus
Lineage: Eukaryota; Fungi; Glomeromycota; Glomeromycetes; Diversisporales; Gigasporaceae
Source: the annotation of a GenBank genome assembly
AAAAAAUCUGGUGCAAUCCCUUCCAGAUCAUUUAUUAAGACUAGAAGGCCGUGUGAUAAUUAUGUUAACUUUGAUGAUUACACAGAGCAAAAUUUUACAAAAGCGACAGAGGUUACUUUGCGUGUUGAAAUAAAUAAGGAUAUUUCAUUAUAUGAUGAGCCUGUGGUGAAUAAAGAAAAAAAUUCAGAUUGUUUUUACAAAAUUGGAAGAACAAAAAACAUAAAGUAUCAUUUAGAACAAUGGCAAAAGAAGUACAACUACAAAGUGGAAUUAGUAAAAGCUCUACCCGAAAGCAAAAAAUGUAAAUAUACUCAUUGCAUGGAAAGACUAAUAUAUUUAGAAUUAGAA